Lepisosteus oculatus (spotted gar) is the source of this 2107-nucleotide messenger RNA. It is a transcript of the gene wnt4b, whose product is annotated as wingless-type MMTV integration site family, member 4b. Gene Ontology annotation, cellular component: extracellular region. Gene Ontology annotation, biological process: neuron differentiation; multicellular organism development; cell fate commitment. The record is from RefSeq and is a predicted model, not a curated record. Gene Ontology annotation, molecular function: frizzled binding; cytokine activity. Lineage: Eukaryota; Metazoa; Chordata; Actinopteri; Semionotiformes; Lepisosteidae.
UAGAUCCUGGCCAGAGAGCUGGUGCGUUUUUACCACGCAGAAGGCGUUACUGUACCUCCGGUACGGGGCGCUCAUUUUCUCCGCGCUGGAAAUUCCGCCAGUCCUUCGGCAUAGCGGUAGCGAGACGCGGGUUUGAAAGCUCAUUGAUAGCCGGAUUUCUCUGCAUCCUGCAUCGCACUUUGAGAAAGAUGCUUCAUUCUACUUAGACCCUGGAUUUCAGUCCAGGGUAAAUUCUUUCCCGUUCAUACACAGAUCCGGCCCACGCGUCUCUCCGUGCAAAAGAAGUUAGCUCCCUUGUAAAUCUAAAGAAUAAAAACAAACUCGGUUCUGGAAGCACGUCGGACAAUGCCAGGGCUGGUUAGUUCCAGGUGUUCUACUCUGCAACCCGGUCAGAACCGGACGUCCCGUCUUUAACUCAGAAUAGUAAGAUCGAGAAGGACGCGGAGACAACGCUAGUUUCCUUGUCGAGAUUUUAGGACAUUUGAAAUGACCCUCUUCGGAAGAGUUCUCGGGCUCCGGACACAACAGGUAAUAUAAGGCUAUUCGUAAUACAAAAGCGAGUGUAGUCUAAAGUUAUUAUUAUUAAUACUCGUUUCGGAAAAGGAAACUUUCGGGUCUCAGCAGGAAAACCGCCCAGGAGACGACCAACAGGGUCAGCAUCUCUUUAGGGAAUGAGGGGAUCAUCCCCCUUCUGACAGCGAGUACACAAACGCACUGACUGACGCACACUUAACAGCACCCAGGCUGACACACAGACUUACCUGCGGGCAAACACACAGGGAGCCGCAGACACACACACACACAGGAGGAGCUCAGACUGACCCACGGGCAGGUACGGACACGCGCAAAGACGGGCAGACAGAUGCCAGGUGUCUCUCCAGUGAGGGUCCGUCUGCACCGCCUCCUCCUGUUGCUAUGGGCAACCAACACCAUGGCAACCAAUUGGCUGUCGCUGGUCAGGCAGCCGCUGCCUCGCCCUCUCCCGGACAGCGCCGCCUGUGGCCGCCUGCGGGGCCUGACGCCGGGGCAGGUGGUGGUGUGCCGUGCGCGGGGGGAGGUCAUGGAGUCCGUGCGCCGGGGCGCGGAGAUGACCAUCGAUGAGUGCCAGCACCAGUUCAGGAAUCGGCGCUGGAACUGCUCCACCACUCCCAGAGGAAGCAGCGUGUUUGGGAGGGUGCUGAGUCAGGGCACCCGGGAGGCGGCCUUCAUCAGUGCCCUGUCCGCGGCCGCGGUGGCCGUCGCCGUGACCCGGGGCUGCAGCCGGGGGGAGCUGGAGAGGUGCGGCUGCGACAGGAAAGUCCGGGGGGUCAGCCCUGAGGGGUUCCAGUGGUCUGGGUGCUCUGAUAACCUAUCCUACGGGGUGGCAUUCUCACAAACCUUUGUCGAUGAGCCGGAGAGAGCCCGGGGCCUGUCAUCAGGGCGAUCGCUGAUGAACAUCCACAACAACGAAGCUGGAAGGAAGGCUAUCCUCCACAACAUGCGCGUGGAGUGUAAGUGUCACGGCGUCUCUGGCUCCUGUGAGCUGCGCACCUGCUGGAAGGUGAUGCCCCCUUUCCGGCGGGUGGGCUCGGUGCUGAAGGAGCGCUUCGACGGCGCCACCGAGGUGCGGGUCUCCCGCGUGGGCUCGCGCCGCGCGCUGCUACCCCGGGACCCCCUCGUCAAGCCCCCCUCGGCCCGCGACCUCCUCUACCUCGCCCCGUCUCCCGACUUCUGCCGGCUGGAGCCCCAGAACGGCAUCCCGGGCACGGCGGGCCGGCGCUGCAACGGGACGUCGCGGCUGGCGCCGGACAGCUGCGAGGUGGUGUGCUGCGGGGGUCGCUCGCGGAGCUCGCGGGCCGAGGUGGUCCAGCGCUGCAGCUGCACCUUCUCCUGGUGCUGCUCGGUCCGCUGCCAGCAGUGCAGGAACACGGUCCUUCUGCACACCUGCCAGGACUGAGGCUGGCAGGGGGAGAGAGGGGGAAGGGGGCGGGAUCGGGAAGCAGAGAGAGGGAGGGGAGAGGGAAAGAUGGAUGGGGGAGAGAGGUGGAAGGAAGAGGUAGAGGCAGGAGCGGGAGAGGAAUAGGGAAGCAGAGAGAUUGGGAUAGGGAGCGGGAUACGGAAGCAGAGA